Ectocarpus siliculosus is the source of this 2000-nucleotide messenger RNA. The record is from the annotation of a GenBank genome assembly. NCBI's taxonomy places the organism in Eukaryota, Phaeophyceae, Ectocarpales, Ectocarpaceae.
AUGCUCCUUGGGUAUUGCCCCGGAUACCCGGGCGGCGAGAGCUACCAAGACCUCUUCUUGAGGCUCGAGCCCGUCAUCUUCGAGAUGCUCCGCGAGCGGUCGCCGCUGCUGGUCGUCGGGCACCAGGCCAUCCUUCGAGUUCUGUACGGUUACCUAACCGGGAAGGCGCCAGGGGAGUGCCCGACGAUUCACAUGCCGCUGCACACGGUCAUCAAGCUCACACCCAAGGCGUAUUCUUGCGAGGAGGAGUGGCACCGGCCCCUGGAGGAGUGCACGGACCCAGUGCCAGACGUCAAGCACCCAACGAGCGACGCCUGCAGCGCGUAGAGUCCUCGCAUCUCCCGGCGCCCGCGGGGGUCGAGAACAUGAUCUUUGCGAGAAGAUGAUUGAAGGCACGCCGAUAGGUAGAGGGCAAAGCUGGAUGUUUUUGACGAGACGAGGCGAAUUGCGCCGCACUCCGAUUCGCGUGCCCCCCCUUUUUUUGGGAAGGGGGGGGGGGGGCGGACAGGCGUGACGGAUGGUCCGUGUUUGGAUGCGUUUGUGCUUCUUUGCGAAACAAACGGCCGCGUCUGCUCACCGGUAUUUGCCCUCAGACUAAACGAAAAUACGUUAGCGGGUAUAGAUCCCGGCCCCCCAACAGGGGGACCAACGUUUCGUAGAAUGGGCGACACGCCCAGAAAGAACACCAAAGUUACGAACUCUACAGGAGUGAUUUUUUGUUCUAGUUUUGUGUUUUUUUUCGGAUGCAUGGUUGCAUGGCCUCAACUGGGAGGGAGAGAGAGAGAGCGAUGCUAGGCGGCGGCCUGUAUGUACACAACAGCAGUAGACAUGACGCUGGCAUGCAGCGCUAGAAUUAUGUUACCUGCUUGCCGAUUUUCAACUCUUUCGCGCGCUCCCACCCCCUGCACAAGGGACAUGUUGUGGAAAAAGAGGUACAGCCUGCAAGAGGCGCGUGGAGCAAACAUGUGGUAUGUGCUUAGACUCGAUGGGGGCUUGAAACCCAACCGCCCCGCGCCCUCGCCCUCGGUUUUCCCCUGAUUUCUUGUCAGCAGGGAACGGCCACGCCGUUGUUGUUUGUCGUGUUGUAUUCUCAUGUGUAGUUUUCUGCUGGCAGUAUUUAGUCGAAUUGUUCGGAGCGGGGCACAAGGGUGUCACCAACGGUCUUGUUUGACAGAUUUUACCGUCCAAGAGGCAGGCGGAAGAUUAGCUACGAGCUGUGUGUUUUGCGAUACGCCAACUAGUUGCCAAAAAGUUGAGAAGCUAAUCGCACAGCAGACAAGUCAGAGGUAGUGGCUGUGGGUAGAUCGUUUUUGAAUUGUUAGAUGUCUGGCUUUCUGCGCUGGACGGGGGGAAGUUUGGCCGAAAGAAAGAGAGAACGUGCGCGUGCGGGCAUCGUAUAGGCAGCGGCGUGGCCUUCACCAUCCCCUACGAUAGAGGCGCUGUGUGAACUUAGCCAAUGUGUCCUGUCCGGGGGGGGGUUGUGUCUGUCUGAAGGAAGGCGGGGACGACGGUGGGGUAGCGGGUAAAUUCUCCUCGGGCCUAGGGGUCGACACGCUCCGGCCCUUUCACAGGCUAUCAUGCUAUUUGGCUUUUGAAAACGUACCAACCGCGGUGUCCACAGCAGCAGUAGAAAGCUACUUUGCAAGAAAAGCAAGCAGACACGUAAAUAUCGUUUUUUGAGUGAAGGGAUAUAUUUCUAGAAGUCCAGUACGGUAUGUAGCAACGUACCGCGCGUUGUGUCGAUGUUUGUUGUUCUGUUGUGAUUCUUUAAGGAUAGUCUGGUCUAUUCUGCUAACAAGACGACACUGCACGUUGUUACUUGCCCUCAGACCCACCACCUGGUUGGCAGUUGUUCAAUAUUUUCGGGGCGGUGCUCACAGUUUUUGUCCUCCCAGCGACUGGCUGCUGUGAGCAUGUAUGUUUUUUUGCGUCAAUUAAGUAAGGUGGUGGUGAUGGAAAAGGGAGUGAGUGGGAGGCAUAAGCAAUCGGUCGAGUUGGUG